Molecule: messenger RNA, 630 nt
Organism: Coffea arabica (coffee)
Lineage: Eukaryota; Viridiplantae; Streptophyta; Magnoliopsida; Gentianales; Rubiaceae
Source: RefSeq, a predicted model, not a curated record
GCCUGUGACGCCGUAACAAUAUAUGAGUAAUCAGAUUUUAGGAUCCUGGGAACUGCCAUCGAAUUCGAUCGACGAGCAGGAGGAACAAAACCCAGAGCAGAAAAAAAUUUGAAAAAAAAUGGGAUACGUACUGAGAGUGAGGACAGCAUCGUUCUUCGCGGGUGCAGCGGUGGCUUCUGCCAUGGGAAUUUAUGCUCUGCAACAGGAUUACAAAAAUGCCCAUCGCACCCAUUCUCAACAGGCAAUUGGCGUUUACCAGUCUUUGGAGGGAAGGAUCUCAGCUUUGGAAAAGUCACAAGAAGUCCAGCCUGCAAAAUCUGUUCAAGCUGCACCUUAGAAGUUAUAAGCUGUGCUUUUCUGAGUAGCAGUUGACUACUUCUCGACCCUUUUGAGGUUUCAAGCAUAUUUAGGUUUUGUUGUGUAAGGGUUCUGUGUGAUGGAAAACCAAACUGUCUUCACAUCAGAAUUUCACUAGUUAUGUAUUCAUAGUGGGAAUCAAUGGAAUGGACCUUGAAUUUUCAACUUCUCGUGGUUUAUUGUGUUUGUUGUAGUUUUUAUUCACAGGAGUUUGUUUGUUGUGAAUAUCUCAUCGACAAAUAAUAUGACUUAUUGAAUAUUUCUUUCCAAUAU